CUGUUUUCUUCUUUUAAACAGUAACAAUUCCGAAGACAAAUACUUAUCAUUAUGUGCUGAGUGCCUGACUUUCUAGGGGUGGCAUAAGAGGGAAGGACAAAUGAAACCCAGUUCAGCAGGUCAGGAUCUAAAAUUAAACCACCAGUAAAAUGCAGAGGGGGCAAGGUUUAUUUUGCUCUGUGCCUUGAAGCAGCACAAGCUAGAGGUUUUGCUUGGAGUGUUGUAAACUUAUACUGAGCAGCUGCUUUUCACUGUUUAGAAAAAAACCAACCAUCAAGCUUUAGAAGUCGGGUUGAGCAGAGGUUACAACACAACCCAUAAAGUUUAUGUAGUAUUCCAGGAGUUAAGAAAGCAUAAACCAUUACUAUUUAAUUAAUACAGCUUCAAUUAUAAUCUCAAUGUUGUGUUAAGAGACUAUGCAUUCCUCCCAGACUUUCCUGCAGAGGUGUGCUCAUCUAAAGCACUUGCCCUCAAUGAAACACACCCUGUGAACUUGUCUCUUCAUUACAUCUCUAUGUGUAGCGAAGUUAGCAAGUGAACAUUUCAAAUUGCAUCUUACUUAAACAUAGUGAGCAAAUGCAAUACAUGAGGCUGGACGGUAUCUUAGUUGAGAAAAAAAGGUUAUAAAAGAUAUUUUGAGGACAAUCAAACUUGAAGAUGGACUGAAUAUUAAAUGGUAUUGAGGGAUUUUCUUAGGUAAUUGUAUUGUCCUUCUGAAGCAAAUGUCCUCAUUCUUAAAAAAAAGGAAGCUGAAGUACCGUCCUGCUUUAGUCAAGGAGAAACAUUCUGAGAAAUGAGACAGGCGAUUUCGUCACUAGGCGAAUAUCAUUGAGGACUUACGCAAACUUAGAGGGGAUAACCUACUACACACCUAGCUGGAUGGUACUAAUCUCAUGGGACCACCUGGUAUAUGCGUCCGUCGUUAAUCGAAACGUCGGUAUGCGACGCACGACUGCAUUUAGGGGUAUUUUGAUGUAUGCAACUUAUUCAAACGGUCUAGCAAAAAGGCAUACCUGUUUUCUGUAUAUUUGAACAUCUUCAUAAUAGAGAAUUGGGGUGAGGGGAACAAAGGGCAUCUUUUUAAAGUUCCCUUAGCCAAGAGCCCUGUGCAGAACUGAGCAGUAACUUAAAUUUUACCCUUUGGGUUUGUAGCGCUGUUUAUUCUCUUCGUUGCACCCCAGGUACCACUCAGCGAGGCAGUCUCGGCCCCACCCAGGUCAAGCAGCUGUUAAUCACCCUUAAGUCAAUAAGGUUCCGCAACAAUCCAGCCUGAAGGGGUAAAGUCCACACCCGACAUAAUCUUCUUUACAUUCCUACAGUACACACGGCACGUUCACUUUCAAACUGCAGAAUAGUUUGAUUUGCAUUUUCUAGCAGUCGUAUCCGCGUUUGGGGCCUGUGUGUGUGUUUUCCCAAUGUAUCCCCCCACGCCGGUCCCAGAGGACGUUUCUGGCUCAUGGACACAUCCGAGGACUCUUACAGAGAACUCUUUUUGCCCAACCACUCAUUGUUGAAUUCUAUUUCGAUCUGUCUAUGCUUAAAUUACUUCUUGAAACAGCUAAAUGCAUCCUGCAGUUUAAAAAGAAAAUCUGGGAGAAACUCAGCAUCACAAUUUUAUGCUCUUAAGUCAUCAUGCUGAGAUUCAAAAGGAAACAAAUUUCGAUGAGGAUUCUGUGUACCAGGAGGCUGUGACAGCAUCUUAAGAGGUCAUAAGCCCACUGUGGCAAGGCAGUGCCUUCGUUAAUAUUCACUACCUACUGCACACAGUUGGAAUUCCAGUUCGGAUGCUUGGCCCCCGGGCUCAGGGAGCCCUAGGUGGUGAGCAUGCUGCCGCCAGCACUUGUCUGCGGCGACUGCGCGGGCCCCGGGAGCCCAGAUCCCAUUCAGCCGUGGCAAUUAUGGCUGGUGUGCGGGAAUGCGUUCCUGUCCUCUGAAGGCCGCCUUCUGGCUGGAAACAGGGUAACCCAGUUCUUCAGAGGACAUGGAUGAAAAUGAAAGCAGCCAGUCCCUGAUGACAAGCAGCCAAUACCCCAAAGAAGCAGUAAGAAAACGCCAGAAUUCAGCACGGAGUUCUGGCGGGAGCGAUUCUUCAAGGUUCUCCAGGAAAAGUUUCAAACUGGAUUACAGACUAGAGGAAGAUGUCACCAAGUCAAAGAAAGGGAAGGAUGGAAGAUUUGUCAACCCUUGGCCAUCGUGGAAAAAUCUGUCUAUUCCAAAUGUCCUCAGAUGGCUGAUAAUGGAGAAAGAUCACAGCGGUGUUCCCAGCUCCAAAGAGGAGCUUGAUAAAGAACUCCCAGUGCUGAAACCGUAUUUUGUCGAUGACCCUGAACAAGCUGGCGUGAGGGAAGCUGGCUUACGAGUCACGUGGCUGGGACACGCGACGGUCAUGGUGGAGAUGGAUGAGCUGGUUCUUCUCACGGACCCCGUCUUCAGCUCCCGCGCCUCGCCGUCGCAGUACGUGGGUCCGAAGCGUUUCCGUCGACCCCCGUGCACUGUGAACGAACUGCCCCGGGUAGACGCGGUCCUUAUCAGCCACAACCACUAUGACCACCUGGACCACAACUCUGUCAUCGCUCUGAACGAGCGGUUCGGGAAUGAGUUGCGAUGGUUUGUGCCUUUGGGUCUCCUCGACUGGAUGCAGAAAUGUGGCUGUGAGAACGUGAUUGAGCUGGACUGGUGGGAGGAGAACUGUGUCCCUGGACGCGACAAGGUCACCUUCGUCCUCACGCCUUCCCAGCACUGGUGUAAGAGGACUCUGAUGGAUGACAACAAGGUGCUCUGGGGCAGCUGGUCUGUCCUGGGGCCUUGGAAUCGAUUUUUUUUCGCAGGAGACACUGGUUAUUGCUCUGGUUUUGAAGAGAUAGGAAGAAGAUUUGGGCCUUUUGACCUGGCUGCUAUUCCCAUUGGAGCUUAUGAACCAAGGUGGUUUAUGAAAUACCAGCACGUAGACCCGGAAGAAGCUGUAAGGAUUCACAUUGACGUUCAAGCGAAGAAAUCUGUGGCCAUUCACUGGGGGACGUUUGCCUUGGCGAAUGAGCAUUACUUAGAGCCCCCACUGAAACUGAGUGAGGCUCUAGAAAGAUACGGACUUAAGACUGAAGAUUUUUUUGUCUUGAAGCAUGGAGAAUCAAGAUACCUUAACACUGAUGAAAACUGAAUAAAUACGAGCACAGGAGCUUUUAAUGAAAAAGACAUCAUCUGAUACAUCUUUGAAAAGACUAAGAAAUUGACGAGUAUGAUGCUUUUUCACAUUUGGAAAGGACUUCCGCAAGUUGGUGUGUUAUGUUUUGUGUAAUAACUUGCUCACUGACACGAUUGCCAGUUCCUAUAAACGAAGAAGAGUUCAGGCUGGGUCACCUAAGGACCCAGCUGGCUGAUGUGGAUUCUGAAUCAUUCUCUGCCAUAAGCAUGGCAGGGGGAUUUUUUUUUUUUUUUUUUUUACUAAAGCAUUACACUUUAAUGGUAGAAUUUUGAGGUUGUGAAAAACUGAUUUUAAAGACAUUUCUGUUCUUAAGGGGCUUCUAUAAGGUGAGUCAAGGCUGUCUGCUUACCCAGAUUUUUUCAGAGGCUUGCACAUAACAUUUCUUAUAUUCACAUUAGAGUAAAUGAUGAAAUUGACUCUCACAUGCUCAUAGCAGUUUGCGCUCUAUUAGCAUUAGCUUAUACGCCAAAUGUUGUGAUUUUUUUUUAAGCAUAAAAACCUAGGAGUUUGGGCUAAGUUACCACUUUUAAAGACUUAAUUUUUAAAAAGAGGGGAACACUAUAUUCUACAACCCCCAAAUCAAAAGCACCUGAGCUGAGCAGAGGGAGUUUGUUCUAAGAAAAUGAUUUAUGAAAGUCUCCUGUUUUAAUCUAAAAGUCAGAUCUGCUAAGCACAAAUAUAGCUGCAAGGAAAUGAUAUUUUACAAAGAUAGAUGCAGAUCUUAAAUGUUAAUAGACCACACACUUUGAAUUAAAUUUUAUCCUCUCCACGUUCCAUUUUCUCUCCUGGUUUCUUAGCUCGAAAUAUAUCAAUAAGAUUUAUAAAUAUUUUGUUUUACAUGAUUCAGAUGUCUUCUAUUUUUAUAUUAAAUGGCCCUAAGCAUGAUUCUUUUAUUAAGCCAGUGUGGAACACUAGUGGUAAAAAAAAAAAAAAAAGUUGGUGAUUCUGGGAAUCAGCUGACCUGAGUUUUUGUCCUGUAAGGGCUUGUGGUCCCUGGAUGGUUUUGAACCCUCCCCUCCUCAGUGGGAGGGCUGAUGAGGUACAGCAGAGGCCCAUUCUAUCUUCAUUCUGUCUUCCUGAUCCACAGUCUCAGUGAAACAAACUUUGUUCAUGCAAAAUAAUCAAAAUAGGUUUUCUGCAUCAAAUGCUACCCAGGCAGAGCUCUACAGCACACAUACAUGCAUGCCAUGUUAGCCACGCAUCUCAACUUCAAUCCUGCCUCCACCAUGGAUUUUGUGUACCCCGAGACAAGUCACCUAUGCUCACUGUGCCUGUUUCCUCAUGCGCAACAAGAGGAUAAUUUUGACCUACCUCCGAAAAAUGUGAAUAAAUAGAUUUUUUAAAAAGAAAAGCACUUUGAAAAUAUAAGAGAAAAUGAUUUCUUAAGAUAUCAUUGCCUAAUACAGACAGGUAGAUUUGACAGCUGAAACUAGGCUAAUGCUUUUGAUAAUAUAAUAUUCCUGCUGUAGACUUCGGCAUAUAUAUUAGGAAGUAACAACUUUAUCUCAUUUUGGAAAUCUGGAGAGUAAUAGCCAAAAUAAAUGUAAAUGAUCUUUAUCAAAAUUUAGCAUUUUUAUCAACAAAGAUGCAAAUCCGUCAAGGGGAAAUGUAUAUGUAAUGUGAAUGUAUGUGAUUUUGGGGCACUAAAGCACAAAAAAUUUCCCCAUAAAAUAAACCUUCAGGAAAAAAAUUGAACAAGCAUAAAUGUUUUCACUUCAAAGGAAUAUUCAGCAAGUAGACGUGAAUCAGGAUGUUAGGUUUAUGGUGGAUUUGCUCUGGGCAGUGUUGCCCUGGGACCAGCCAGUGUUCUGUGGUCGCCUUCCUUGCUGUUGCACGCCAAACUGAAAAUUCAUCUCUUACCUCUGCUCCACGAAGCAAGUGCAUCUUGCUUAAUUAUUUCUGCUCCAUGAACGGCCUUGACGUUAUUUUUGUAUUCACAUGUACUGUUAGAUGAGGAUCUCUAAGCACUUUAUGUCCUACUUCCACUUAAUGGGGCCUGCCUCAUUUUUCUAGGCUUCCUCACAAGCUUUUUUUUUCUUAGCACUCAUUCUUUCUACUUUGACGUUUUAUUCAUUAAGAAUACACCGAGGUUCAUCUCUCCUUAUAGACUCUCGCUCUGCUGAGUGGUUCCCAUUUUAUUUUUCACUUACGUGCAAAGCAAAAACAAAUUUUGAAAAAUAAGACAAAUCCACUCUCUUUCCUCCAUUCCGUUUAAAAUGUCAUCACACCUUUUAAUCUGUCUUAUCCUCUAAGUCAAUUUCAUUUUCCUUUUUGAUUAGCUGGCAUCUACACCAGUAUGUGAGAUUUUACUGAGGUUUGCCCCUCUCCUAUGAUAACUGAGGAACGCUGUCAUUCCUCAUUGUCCAAGAGGGGGAAACGUCAAUUAGGGGAAAUCCCCCCUAAUAAAAGCCAACAUGUGCCACGACCUAAGUGGAUAAAGACCCACCUUGCAUUUUCACGGUGCAGUUCUUUCUAGGUAGUUAAAAAUGACUCCCCUUUUUCUCUAGCAUUCUGACAUUUCAGACUGAACGCUCAGAUCUCUAGGAAAUGGGUUUAUUCAUUCAAACUAAUAACAGAGGAAAAGAAAAGAGUUUCAGAAUACACUGCUGUUAGAAGCACAUUGAAACCAAAUCCUAGUUUUUAAUGUGUGCACGUUUUGAAUAUAUAUUUUCAUUAAAUAAGCAGGCAGGUUAAAAAAAACGUAUAAAGAAAUGUGCCUUUCAGAGAAUUAAUACUUAUGUUUGCAUCACUGAUAAAAUAUUAUUCAUAGCUAUCAUCUGUACAUUACUACUGUAGCCAAUUGGGAAUUUACAUGUUUUCACCCUAAUACUGAAUCCUUUUUCUAUUGUAAAAAUAUUUCUCCCAAGUUUGAUUUCUGUAUCAGGAUAACCCUGAGAAUACACGUAUUUUUGUUUGAGGAUUUGUGACUUCCUAUGGAAAUCCAUGUAUUUACAAAUGAAAUUUAAAGUAUUCCUAAAGCUUUGCCUUAAAUACAUGAGUAGGAAAGCUUGUGCCUGCAGAGUGAUUUACUUAAUGCUAAGCAUGGUGGCAGUUAUGAACUUGAAUAUUAUAAAACCUGACAAUUAGAAUAUAUCGCUAAGUUGUUAUAGUAGCUUACAGAAUAAAAAUACCAUUAAGAAAGACAGCAGCUGAGAAAUUUGCAUAUAUUGUAAUUUUAGACAAGUAAAAUAUGGAUGAAAAUGAAUAAAGUAUCAAGGGGAGAAAAUAUGUAUAAUCGUGUGAGUUACUUUUUCCUUUUUAUUUAAAAAAAUUAUAAAAUUUAUGCUCAUAGUAAAAAAAUUCAAAUGGCAGAAGGUGUACAGAGAGAAGUCACUUCCCCACCCCCAGGAGCCUGAGUGUCAUUCCAGAAGCAUUCUGUCUGUAUAUAAGCAUCAAUAUUUUUCAUUAAAAAGAAAACACAUCCACAUUUCACGGAUGUCUUUCCACAUCAGCAUAAUCAGACCUGCUUUGUUCUUGUAAGACCAGAUAAUUGAUGUAACCCGUUGCCUAUGGAUGGACACUCUGAUUGAUCCCAGUAUUCUAUACAUAAUGUCGUUAUAUCCUGGCACAGUGGAUGGGAGCGGGUGAGAACCAGGAAACACUUGCUGUAGAAGUUUGCAGUUCUGUUUGACUAGAAAAGAUUCUCAUGAUUAGAAAAGACUGGGAAGCAGUGUGGCUGGGCUGGCAGGCAGACUCGAGAUCUCGGCUCAGGAUCUCGUCACUACUAAAAGAACAAGGUCACCCCAGGGCAGUUCUGAAACAGCUAAUCGAUCACAUACCACUGCUGUGUCUGACGAGUGACUGCCGAGCACUUCUGACAGCAGAAGGGCAGCCAAGGUCACCCUCUCUUCGUGGGGAGAGAAUAACGGAAGUAUCUCAGCAAACAGCAAAAUAAAAAAAAAAAAGAAAAAAGGUUU
Messenger RNA from Equus caballus (horse), 7119 nucleotides. It is a transcript of the gene NAPEPLD, whose product is annotated as N-acyl phosphatidylethanolamine phospholipase D. Gene Ontology annotation, molecular function: N-acylphosphatidylethanolamine-specific phospholipase D activity; zinc ion binding. Gene Ontology annotation, biological process: N-acylphosphatidylethanolamine metabolic process; N-acylethanolamine metabolic process. Gene Ontology annotation, cellular component: membrane-bounded organelle; cytoplasm. NCBI's taxonomy places the organism in Eukaryota, Metazoa, Chordata, Mammalia, Perissodactyla, Equidae. The record is from RefSeq and is a predicted model, not a curated record.